Styela clava is the source of this 3021-nucleotide messenger RNA. NCBI's taxonomy places the organism in Eukaryota, Metazoa, Chordata, Ascidiacea, Stolidobranchia, Styelidae. The record is from RefSeq and is a predicted model, not a curated record.
UAUACUGAUGUGUUACAGCCUACUAAAUAAGUCUUUUGCUUUGCAUUGAUUCUCAUAAUUUGCCAGAAUGGGGAAUGACUUGUCUAUUCCGAUGGAAAUGUGUUCGCAUUUUGACCCUGAGGAGAUUGCACGUCUUGGGAAGCGUUUCCGUAAACUUGAUCUCGACAACUCUGGUUCAUUGAGCGUUGAGGAGUUCAUGACAUUACCAGAACUCCAGCAAAAUCCUUUGGUUAAAAGAGUUAUUGAUAUAUUUGACCAAGAUGGCAAUGGGGAAGUUGAUUUUCAAGAAUUCAUUGAAGGUGUUUCACAAUUUAGUGUGAAGGGUGACAAAAUUUCAAAGUUGAAAUUUGCUUUUCGGAUUUAUGAUAUGGAUCAUGAUGGAUUUAUCUCUAACGGAGAAUUAUUUCAGGUUCUGAAAAUGAUGGUUGGCAGCAAUUUAAAAGACGCUCAGCUUCAGCAAAUUGUGGAUAAAACCAUCAUUUAUGCUGACUUAGAUGGUGAUGGCAAAAUAUCUUUUGAUGAGUUUUGUGCAAUGGUUGACACUUUGGAUGUGCACAAGAAAAUGGUUGUUGAUGUUUAAAUGUGAUAUAAAUGUAUUUUUUUUAUUCAGAAUUUAGGAUUAUUUUUGUUUCUUUUCCUAUUUCAUUUAUAUCAAUUAGCAUCAGAGGAGUCUGACUAUGGGUUAACAUGAAUUUCGAUUUCAUAUUUUUACUGGAAAACUUGACUGAAUUCAUUGCUUUUUGAGAGUUUAAAAAUAUCGUACUGCUGUGUCUCCCAAAUGCCCCUAUUCAACUGAUUUUGUCGGUAAUAUUCUCAUGUUAGUCAAACAUGUGUUCAAUUUUUAUGAUUUAGUUAGUAUUUGGAAACAUGGUGCUUGUCCAGUCUAAAAAGUUAACGAUCAGAGCAUUAACAAUCACAUUUUUGCGUGAUUAUGUACUAACAUUGGGUGGAGUGAAAAAUCUAAAAUCAUUGGUUAAGCAUUACUCUUUUUAUCGUUGUUGGUCCCAUGUUAAUUUAAUAAUACAAUUUUUUCCUUCAAUAAACAAUUAAGUUUUAUCAAACUUUAUUUUUCUUUUGUACAAUUCUUGUGAGAUUAUCUUAUCAAUGCAAUUUAUCAGCGUUCUGUAGAGUUUAAUAAUCAAAUAUAUUUGAAUCCAAGUAAUAUUUCACUUUCCAAUUUAUUCAUUUUAAGUGCAUAUAGGGACACAUAUAUUAGAAUUAACAUAUUUCAAAAGAAUUUCGAAUUUGACGAUGGAAUUGUUUUUAAUUUUCAGAUCAGUUUUUUUUAUUCAUAACUGAUAGUUAAAUAAAUAUCUGCAAUGAAAAACUCUUGUUUCUGUUAGUGAUAAUAGAACAUAAAUCCGGGUGUAUCAUAAGGGAAAUAAUAUAUGGCCUACAUGAAUUUUCUUGAAUAAUAUUUACUCCUUUACACAAUUAAUAAGAAUAAAUGGAAUGAAAAAUUUGUUCAUCCAUCAAGUUUUAUCUUGUUUUCCAACAAUAAUUUAGCCUCAAAUCAUACAUUACUCCAUUUUUUUUAAAUUUGGAAGUUACAUCCUCAACUUUUUGCAUAUUUUUUUAAUGCAUGUAUAAGUAAAGUUAAUAAUUUAUUAGUUGUAGUUGGUCUGGUAAAUAUAUUGAUAUCUUGUUUGUGUCUGUUUUUAUGCCAACACUUUAAAUAUCACAUUCAAUAUCCAGAUUGCAUCAUGAACUGUUUUCAAUAGCCUUAGAACAUAUAUGACUCAUGAAUGUGAAUUGGCUGAUCAACUACCCCAACAAGAAUAUUGUGUUCUAAUUAAUCAAUAGGGUUUAUCAAUCAAUACACAUUAAUAAUAGAUCAAAUAUUCAAAUGAAAAUCAAUCAGAAGCAUCAUCACUCAUGUUGCCAGGGUGUUUGUUACGCAUGACUCUAAUUUAAUAUUCAAUUAUAAAUACCUUUAAAUUUCCAGUUGUUGAUAAACACCUCAAAUUAUUUUUGUUUUUUAGAUAUACCAGGGUAAUCAAUUUCUCAAUGAACAUGAAUACUCCUAACGAUGGCAGAUUCAUAGCAAAAAUAUAGUAAUUUGCAUUGUUGUGGACUUGUGUUUCUAGAAUUUUCCAACAUAACUACAGUCGUUCCAAUUCUUAUAGAAAAUAUUUAGAUCAUCACUUAUUUUUCUGCUUUUUUUGGAUUUAAAUUUAGUAGUGUAAAGUUUGUGGGAUAUAGUAUACUUUUGUUUAACAAUUCAUCAAUUUAGGAAUCGUUUUUCUGAAUGAAAAGGUGAUAGCGUAAAUGAAUUUGAAUUUCAAAAUCCCUAUCUAGUCAAAUAUUGAUAUUUUUUUCAAUUUCCCCCAAUGUCUAUUUUUGUAUAGCCUAUAUAGAUAUUAUUAUGGCGUAUUUGUAUUUUGAAAUAAUCUGUUCAGUCACUUUUCCCUUUGUGUAAUCCACUCUUUCAUAAUCUUUGUAUUUUAGCUUUGACAGCUGGUAGGUAUAUUAGGCUAUGAUAUAUGGUAGAUAUGUCAUCACAUGUCUCAUAAUUUUAUCACCUGUAUUAAUCUACUUGUUAAAAUCAUACACAGAAUUAGCAUGCAGUUAAGCAUGGAUCAUACAACGCCCAGUUGAGACAUGUGAAUAAUGUAUAAUAAUUUCAUCCAUUCAAUAGCCUAAUAUUUUGUCUAUGUGUUAUCAUGUACCAUGGUUCAACACAUAAUACAGGUUGUUUGUUGCCCCUUUAGAUACAGUAAAUAUUAGGAUCAGUAGAUUCUAUCAAGUUUCAACACUGUGAAAAGUCCCUGAGAUUUACAAUUUUGGCUGUUCUUGAUUUAGGUUGACCGUUUUUUAAAUGAGAUACCGGUACAAUAUAUUAAAUACCAUGUAAGUUCGGCAUGCAAAACCUUUUUUAUCUUUUUUGUGAUAUCAUCCACGACCAAAUAUGGUCCGUAGCUGGUGAGCCGUUGCUUAUUCAUUGCAUAAAAUUGUCCCGUACGUGAACAUAAUUUACAAUAAUCUUGUUGGCUAAUAAAUAUUACUUUUUCACGAGACUUA